This is a messenger RNA of Scophthalmus maximus (turbot), 1595 nucleotides long. RefSeq names its product chemokine (C-C motif) receptor 9b (gene ccr9b). Lineage: Eukaryota; Metazoa; Chordata; Actinopteri; Pleuronectiformes; Scophthalmidae. Gene Ontology annotation, cellular component: membrane. Gene Ontology annotation, biological process: chemotaxis; G protein-coupled receptor signaling pathway; immune response. The record is from RefSeq and is a predicted model, not a curated record. Bases 244 to 1347 code for a protein of 367 amino acids. The transcript is spliced from 3 exons. Gene Ontology annotation, molecular function: chemokine receptor activity.
UUGAUGCUUGAUUAGCUAUUUUGCUAGAUAUCUGUAUUUUAAGGAAGUCAUGUACUGCAUAGAGGGUUGUAUGUUGUUCUUUCUUUGCAGACAGCGAUAGUAUAUCCGCACGUGAUUCUGUGGUUUGAGAUAAACCAUAUAAGCAAGUGACGAUGUAGUUGGUUGUUCAAUACGCUACACUGCCUUGACACAGAAGCAGCACUGUAACUGAAGGACUGCUCUCUUAAAUCAUCACUGAGAGGGAUGGAUGCACUAUUAACAACUCCUAUGACCACAGUAGAUGAUUAUUAUACUGAAACUAACCCCUCUGAUUUCCCAGACUAUGAAACAGGGCCGACAGGCAUGUGCGACAGAAGGUGGGUCAGGGAGUUUCGUGGGCUGUAUGAACCUCCUCUCUUCGGGAUCAUCUUCAUCCUUGGUGCUGUCGGUAACCUGAUGGUGGUUUGGAUCUACACCACUGUGCGCAACCGUCUGAAAACAAUGACCGACGUGUACCUGCUGAACCUGGCGGUGGCCGACCUCCUCUUCCUCUGCAUGCUGCCCUUCUGGGCUGUCGAUGCGAUCAAGGGCUGGGAAUGUGGCGUCAGUUUGUGCAAAAUUGUGUCUGCUGUCUACAAGAUCAACUUCUUCAGCAGCAUGUUCCUGCUCACCUGCAUUAGUGUGGACCGCUACAUUGCUAUUGUGCAAGUCACCAAAGCCCAGAACCUGAAGAGAAAGCGACUCUUCUACAGCAAACUUGCUUGCCUGGCUGUCUGGUGUGUGUCCACUCUCCUGGCCCUCCCUGAGUUCAUCUUUGCCCGGGUGAAGCCAGACCCAAGGGGGCAGUCCUUCUGCACUCUGGUCUAUUGGAACAACACAUACAACCAGACUAAGAUCCUGGUGCUGUCCCUGCAGAUCUGCAUGGGCUUCUGCCUCCCUCUACUAGUCAUGUUCUUUUGUUACUCCAUCAUCAUAAGCACCCUUCUGCAGGCCAGGAGCUUUGAAAAGCACAAGGCCUUACGCGUGAUCUUUGUCGUGGUGCUUGUGUUUGUCCUCUCCCAGCUGCCGUACAACAGUCUGCUGAUAGUGGAGGCCAUGCAGGCAGCAAACACCACCAUCACUGAAUGUGAAACAGUCAUUCGUUUUAAUGUGGCAGGACAGGUAGCUAAGAGCCUGGCAUUUACUCACGCCUGUCUCAACCCAUUCCUGUAUGUCUUCAUUGGAGUUCGGUUCAGACAAGACCUCCUGAGGAUUGUGAAGACGUGUGCCGGGGGUCUGAGCACCGGAGGGUUGAGCAAAACAAACUCGCUUCCAAAACGUCCCUCUGUCAUGUCAGACACUGAUACCACCCCUGCUCUGUCAAUAUAACUGCAAUGUUUGUUCCCCAUGCAUUACCGGCUAGAAUUGCAAUGAUAAAUGAGAGUUUAUAUUAAUUACCUUCAUAACAUUACAUCACUGUACAAACUGUAUAUUAGUGUAAAUACUUUUUUGUUUCGAUUUUUGAGUGUUUGUAUUUUUCUUUUCAUCUCAUCAUUAGUUGUGUUGUAACUGAAUAAAAAAAACUGCAUUUGAUUUGAUUGGAGGGUGCAAAAUAAAAAAUAAAAAUCUCAAGCACU